Molecule: messenger RNA, 408 nt
Organism: Linderina pennispora
Lineage: Eukaryota; Fungi; Kickxellomycota; Kickxellomycetes; Kickxellales; Kickxellaceae
Product: deoxyuridine 5'-triphosphate nucleotidohydrolase
Exons: 1
Biological process (GO): dUTP catabolic process; dUMP biosynthetic process
Molecular function (GO): dUTP diphosphatase activity; magnesium ion binding
Source: RefSeq, a predicted model, not a curated record
CUUGCAGUCCAACGCUUACACCCGCAAGCACGUUUCCCCCAAAAAGCCCAUGCCUCUGAUGUAGGAUUCGACAUAUUCAGCACAAACUCGGUGACAAUUGGUGCCCAAUCGACAGGGUGCGUCCCAACAGGCAUUGCAUGCAGACCACCUCUCGGGUCAUAUUUACAGAUUGGUAGCCGCAGCAGCCUAGCAGCCAAGGGCGUCGUCGCAGUUGGUGGUGUGAUUGAUCCCAACUAUACAGGGGAGGUUACAGUCCUACUACAUAACAGCACAGACACCAAAUAUGUAGUAGAUGCAAACACCCGUAUCGCCCAACUGAUCCCACUCCAUUUCGCUCACCCGAACAUCGUUGAGGUCUCCAGCCUAGGCAAAACCGACAGAGGUACAAAUGGGUUUGGUUCCACUGGU